Messenger RNA from Prinia subflava (tawny-flanked prinia), 3766 nucleotides. It is a transcript of the gene DHX30, whose product is annotated as DExH-box helicase 30. Gene Ontology annotation, molecular function: ATP binding; RNA binding; helicase activity. Bases 22 to 3675 code for a protein of 1217 amino acids. Lineage: Eukaryota; Metazoa; Chordata; Aves; Passeriformes; Cisticolidae. The record is from RefSeq and is a predicted model, not a curated record. The transcript has 19 exons. Gene Ontology annotation, cellular component: intracellular anatomical structure; nucleus.
GCGGGCGCGGGGCAGCCCAAGAUGGCGGCGCUGGGGCUGCUGCUGCAGGCGGCGGCGCCGCUGCGCCUCUGCCGCGGCCCCCGCGGGCCCUGCGCGGGCCCCCGCGGGCUCUGCUCGGCCUCCCGCCCGCCCGCCGAGCCCCGCCGGGACGAGGAGGACGAGGAGGAGCCCGAGGCGGCGCAGGAUUCCAGAGACCUACUAAAGGAAUUUCCACAGCCUAAAAACUUGCUCAACAGCGUGAUUGGCCGAGCCCUGGGCAUUUCCCAUGCAAGGGACAAGCUGGUGUACAUCCACACGAACGGGCCAAGGAAAAAGAAAGUCACUCUCCAUAUAAAGUGGCCAAAAAAUGUGGAAGUGGAGGGCUAUGGGACCAAGAAGAUCGAUGCGGAGCGGCAGGCGGCGGCUGCAGCGUGCCAGCUCUUCAAGGGCUGGGGCCUGCUGGGCCCCCGGAACGAGCUCUUCGACGCGGCCAAGUACCGCCUGCUGGCCGACCAGCUGGGCUGCCCCGACGAGCGCUGGUGCUCCGAGGGCAAGUGGCGCUCCAAGUCCGGCCCCUCGCUCGCCGACCUGUCCACGUGCUGGCGCCGCAUGGAGCCCGACGAUGCCAUCCAGCCCAUGGAGCAGGGCAGGGUGCCCAAAGCCAUGAGGAGGGAGGAGCUGGAGGAAGGGGAGCUGGAGGAGGGCGAGCUGGAGGAGGGCGAGCUGGAGGAGGAGGCGAUCGAUGUCUCGGAUUACCUGCCCAUGGCACACCAGGACGCCCGGACCCCGGGCAGAGAUGCCAGCCGAGGAGGGAGCUCCAUUGAGAUGACAGACGACAACACCGCCAUCCGUGCCCUGACGCAGUUCCCGCUUCCCAAAAACCUCCUGGCACAAGUGAUUCAGAUUGCAACCUCUUCCUCCACAGUCAAGGAGUACAUGCAGUUCCGCACGGUGGGCACCAAGACCAAGAUCUGCAAGCUGACGCUGCGCUGGCCCUGCCCCAUGACCUUCGCUGCCAAGGGCCGGCGCAAGGUGGAGGCCGAGAACAAGGCAGCAGCCCUGGCCUGUCAGAAGCUGAAGAGCCUUGGCCUGGUGGACAAGAACAACAACCCCCUGAGCCAUGCCAUGUACAACAUGACCUCCCUGCGGGAGCUGGGCGAGAACCAGAGGAAGCCCUGCCACAUCAAAGUCCCUGAGGCCACCCUGCGCAAGAUUGAGAACUACCUGAACCACUACCCCGUGGACAUCAGGGAGUCCCGGCCCCGGAUUGCUGAUGACAUGAUGAACCUGACCAAGGAAUCCGGUGCCAUCAGCGAUGCCAUCACGGGGAAGACCUACAUCCCCAUGCUGGAGGCAGAGGAGGUGCGCCUCAGCCAGAACCUGCUGGCCCUCUGGAAAAGGAGAGGAGCCUCGUGGCAGGAGAGCCACCCGCUGCCAGUGGACCCUCACAAGGACACCAUCCUGUCAGCCAUCGAGCAGAACCCCGUGGUGGUGAUAGCAGGGGACACGGGCUGCGGGAAGACCACGCGCAUCCCGCAGCUGCUGCUGGAGCACUACAUCCUGGAGGGGCGCGGCGCGCGCUGCAACGUGGUCAUCACGCAGCCGCGCCGCAUCAGCGCCAUCUCGGUGGCGCAGCGCGUGGCGCAGGAGCUGGGGCCCAACAUGAGGAAGAACGUGGGCUACCAGGUGCGGCUGGAGAGCAAGCCCCCUGCCCGCGGAGGGGCCCUGCUCUUCUGCACCGUGGGCAUCCUGCUCAGGAAGCUGCAGGGCAACCCCAGCCUGGAGGGCGUCAGCCACGUGGUGGUGGACGAGGUGCACGAGCGGGACGUGAACACGGAUUUCCUGCUCAUCCUGCUCAAAGGCAUCCAGAAGCUGAACCCCGACCUGCGCCUGGUGCUCAUGAGCGCCACGGGGGACAACCAGCGCUUCUCCCACUACUUUGGGGACUGCCCCGUGGUCAAGGUGCCGGGCUUCAUGUACCCGGUGAAGGAAUACUACCUGGAGGAGAUCCUGGCCAAGCUGGGCCGCCACCGGCACCGGCACUACGAGAUCAAGCAAUCCGACGACGAGUGCGUCCUUGACCUGGACCUGAUCACCGACCUCGUGCUGCAGAUCGAUGCCCACGGAGAGCCAGGUGGGAUCCUGUGCUUCCUCCCUGGCUGGCAGGAGAUCAAAGGGGUGCAGCAGCGGCUGCUGGAGAUGCUGGGCUCGCAGAACAGCCGCUACCUCGUCUUGCCAGUGCACUCCAACAUCCCCAUGAUGGACCAGCAGAACAUCUUCCAGAGGCCCCCGCCGGGCGUCAGGAAGAUCGUGCUGGCCACCAACAUCGCGGAGACCUCCAUCACCAUCAACGACAUCGUGCACGUGGUGGACAGCGGCACGCACAAGGAGGAGCGCUACGACCUCAAGACCAAGGUGUCCUGCCUGGAGACCGUGUGGGUGUCCAAGUCCAACGUGGUGCAGCGGCGCGGGCGCGCCGGGCGCUGCCAGUCGGGCUUUGCCUACCACCUGUUCCCGCGCAGCCGCCUGGACAAGAUGCCCACGUACCAGGUGCCCGAGAUCCUGCGCACGCCCCUGGAGAACCUGGUGGUGCAGGCCAAGAUCCACAUGCCAGAGAAAACGGCAGUUGAAUUUCUCUCCAAGGCUCUGGACAGCCCUGACAUCAAAGCUGUGGAUGAAGCCGUGAUCUUGCUGCAGGAGAUUGGAGUGCUGGACCAGCGGGAAGCCCUGACCACGCUGGGCAAGCGCCUGGCACAGAUCUCCACGGACCCUCGGCUGGCCAAGGCCAUCGUGCUGGCCUCCAUCUACCGCUGCCUGCACCCGCUGCUGGUCAUCGUGUCGUGCCUGACGCGCGACCCCUUCAGCAGCAGCCUGCAGAACCGCGCCGAGGUGGACAAGGCCAAGGCCGUGCUGAGCCGGGAGAGCGGCAGUGACCACCUGGCCUUCGUGCGGGCGGUGGCGGGCUGGGAGGAGGUGCUGCGGCGCAGGGACAGCCGUGCCAGGGACAACUACCUGCAGGACUACUACCUGUACGGGCCCAGCCUGCGCUUCAUCAACGGCCUUGUCAAGCAGUUCUCUGAGAACCUCUACGAAGCCUUCCUGGUGUCGUCCCCAUCCGACUGUACCAUGCCCUCGUCCGUGUGUAACCAGUACAGCGAGGAGGAGGAGCUGGUCAAGGGCGUCCUCAUGGCUGGGCUCUACCCCAACCUCAUCCAGGUGAGACAGGGCAAGGUGACGCGCCAGGGGAAGUUCAAGCCCAACAGUUACGCGUACCGGACCAAGGCCGGCACCGUGCUGCUGCACAAGUCCACCAUCAACAGGGAGGCCUCCAAGCUCUACAGCCGCUGGCUCACCUACUUCAUGGCCGUCAAGAGCAACGGCGGCGUCUUCGUGCGCGACUCGUCGCAGGUGCACCCGCUGGCCGUGCUGCUCAUGACCGACACCGACAUCCACGUGCGAGAUGACGGCUGGCGAGCGACCGUGUCCCUGACGGACAGCGACCUGCUGGUGCUGGAGGGGGACUCCUACACCAUCCGCCUGCUGCGCGACUUCCGCGUGUCCCUCUCCAAGAUGGUGGAGACGUGCCUGUGCUACGAGAUGGCCGCGAUCCCCGGGGACCUGCACCACCAGCACAGCCAACUGCUCGACAUCCUGGUGGAUCUGCUCAAGGGCCCUCCCGGCAGCUUCGGCUCGUAGGCGGAGCCGCAGCCUCGUGUGGGGACUUGUAAUUUGUAUAAAGAUGUUCACAAAUGUUUAUUUAAAUAAAGUUCUAUUUAUCCCUUGUGAA